AUGCAUGAUAUUAAUUUCAACGUAUUGAAAGAUAGGGCAAUGGACGUUGACCCAGAUAUUAGGUUCAUGGCAUUAGAGGAUUUGAGAAAGUUUUUGCAGGAUGAAUCAGCAGCCUUGACGAGAACUACCCUUAAUCAUUCGUUAGAAAACUUCUUCCCCAUAUUACUCAGCAUGUUAAAUGACCAAAACCCAGACGUCCAGAGCCAAGCAAUAAAAUCAUUUGAGCCAAUGGUCAGAUACUUGUCAAAUGAGACUUUUUUAAAAUUGGUCAAGAAAUUAUUUGCCUUGGUUCAAAAAAGCAAUUCUUCAACAGGCAAUGUUACAGGGUUGAAGAGUUUUACAGUUUCGGUUCCUAAUAUUGCUCUUCGUUCCUUAUUUGCUCAAUCAAACUCAAGAGACAAGUCUGAGUUUGUGUCCGACAAAUUGUCAAAUUCAAACUAUCGAUUUGACUCUCGUUUGGCAAGAUCUAUUAUGGAUUAUCUUAUCCCUCAGAUAGUUGACAAUCCUGUAACCAUUGAUUCAAUUGAGUUGCUAAUUGAUUUAGUAACAGAAAUUGGAUAUGUUUUGACGCAAGAUGAGUUGUUAAACUUGUCACUUUAUUUAACUAAAGUAGCCAUGUCUGAAACUGGACUUAUUGGCAAAAAAUCUAUGGUGGCAUUGGAAAGAGUCGUUGCCUUAGUGCGUACUGAUGUUGUGGUUAACAAAUUAUUGGCCCACAUUAAUGAACUGGUUCAGCCAACCAAACUAUUUGUUACUUUCCAAUUGUAUUCUGUUUGUUUGAAGCGUGGAAUAAAACCAAACUCUAUUGAUUCCAUUUACAAUACCAUAACAUCAAAUUUAAAAAUUGAAGCAACCAAAGACGACGAAGAUGAUUUGGAUUUUGAUAAUUUAGUCAAAGAGAACUCAUUAAAAGAUGAAGCACUUACCACUCUUAUUGAUUUGGUUUCACAGAAUUUCUUGCCAGUUGAAUUCAAAAAUACUGUAAUUGCGUUAACAAAGAGCUAUGUAAACUAUAAUCCAUUAGCACAAGAUGAAGACUUUGUCGAUGAUGACGAAGAAGAUAUUUCUUUUAGUGACGAUGAACAGGAAGAAGAAGAUGACGAUGAGAACGAUGGAUCCUGGAAAUUGAGGGCUAAAGCAACAAUUUUGGCUAGAUCACUUCUUAAGAGUUUCCCAGAUACACUUGAGCUUCUUUCGAGGGGAGUGUUGCCUGUACUUUCAUUUGCUGAUUCCAACGAUCAAGUGGUUUCUGAGGCCAUCAAAAGUAGUAUUGCUAUAGUGAAUUCGACUUCUCCAAGGGAUUCAAGUAAUGUAAGCGUGCUUAUCCCAAUAAUAGCUGAGCGUAUGAAGCUUGCUAAUGAGACACAAGUUCCGCUCUUCCUCAAGCUCGUUGAAAGCUUGAACCGCUUUGAUAAUACUGCCUUGGUGGUUGAACUAUUUGAAAUUUUGAAAAACAGAAAAUUGAUUACGUCAGGAUCAUUUGACUAUUUGCAAUUCUAUUGCAGUACUUUGAAAUUCCAUGAUAACUUGCCACCACAAGUGAUUGAACGGAUGUCAUCAGAUUUUAUCAAAAACCUUGAUGAUAAAUCGUUUAAUAUGAUCACAGAUAGUAUUAAAUGUUUGAGUUUAUUAUUUCACCAAGACAGUUUCAAGGAAUUGGACACCAUUGUGGACUUAUUGAUACACAAAGUUGAAGACAGUAAAAAGUAUCCUAGUGACUUGGUACGUCAAUCCAUUAUUGCUUUGGGUGAGGCAUACGGUAGAGCAGAUAACAAAAAGAUUUUAAACGUAUUCAAACAUUCAAUUGAGUAUGAAGGAACAAGCAAGACGACAAUAGAUGUUUUAACUCAGAUCUAUUCUACUGAUAUCCCAUCAGACUACUCAUAUUUGAUUCUUAAAAAAUUGAGUACAUCAAUUAUGUCUAGUAAUGAGGCCACCUCCGUGGCAUCUUUGUUGCUCAUGAACAAAAUUUUUGAAAGAUUGCCUUCAGGAGAUUUUGAUGACACUGCAGGAAAUCUUGUUUUGUUACUAGGUGUGACAAACAAAGCCAACUAUGAAUGUAUUUUUCAUAUUUUGAUAAAAUUGGUUGAUACUGUUUUGCAAGAAAAAUAUCGGACACCUUUAAUAAAAACGAUUGUCAAAUUAGUUAAUGAAGGGAAAAUUGAAGUCACCGACAAUUCAUUCUUUCAAUUUAUAACAACAGCUUGUAAACAAAUUCCUGACUUUUACGAUUUUUUUGAGCAGAAUCUCAACUUGAAUUCUGAACUUAGUGCUAAGAUUUUAGCAAUUUGUGCAACACAAAACAAACUUGAAAACAAGAUUAUGGCAAGAAGAGAAGAAUUUCAAAACUAUUACAAUACCAACAUCAAUGAUGAUCGACUUGCAUUUGAUAUUUUAUUCCUUGGUUAUGUGGGAACACACAUUGAGGUAAAAGAAUUAGAUGUUCAAACUUUGAUUGGGGUUUUGAACAAUUCCCAGCUUACUAAUGACGACAAUAUUCUGGCAGCGUCUACAGCCUUGGGAUUAAUUGCUCAGAAGCAUAUUGACUCAGCUGUCCCCAUUGUAUUGAAUGCCUAUGAAACCAGCGACAAGACAAUUAUCAGAGGGUCUUUAGUUGAUUCGUUAAGUAUUGCUGCUGAUGCCUGUACUGAGGACCAAAAAAGAGUUAUCUGGAACAAAGUAUUCAAUUUCCCGGUUGAGUUUGGUCAUGAAGUAAUUACAGAACUCAAAAAAUCAGGGGAAUUAUUGGGUAAGAUUGCUGUUGUCGAUGAGCUCACAAUCAAAACCGACAAUUUAAAGACAACUUAUCUUAUUCUUGUCAUCACAAAAUCUUUACUCAAUAAUCUUGAAGCAACAAAAGUUAACAAUACCUUAUUGGAUUCGUUGAUCAAAUCGUCAAUUGACUGGCUUAGCAUUGUGAAUAUUGAUAUCAGACAAAUUGUUGUUGGCAAUCUACUCACAGGUUUGCACAGUAAACCUGACACCGUUUUACCAAUAUUAGAUCUGAUUAUUCUUCCCAAAAUAUUUGAACAAUUACAAGCCGAAGAUUCAUUUAAAAAAAUCAUUACCAUGGGUCCAUACAAAUACGUUUUGGAUGAGGGGUUGGAAAUUAGAAAGCUUUGCUAUGAGUUUAUUUAUUCAGUAAUUUCGUUGGAAAACUCGGUGGUUGCAAAAUACAACAUUAAUCUUGAAAACAUUGCUAGUAAAAUUAUCGAGUUUGGUUUAGUCGACAAUCAGACAGAUGUCACCGUGUUGGCUUGUAUUAACUUGACUAAUUAUGUCGAGUUACAUAAAGAUAGUGCGGUCGAAUUGAUUACACGGGAUGGAGGCAAUAUGUUUACAACAAUGAUUAACAAUUUGAAGAAGCAAUUAAGUAAAAAAUUGUCAGCAAAGGCAUCUACACAAGAUUCAGAAUCUCACCAGGAAAGAAUCAAGUCUAUUAUCAAAUUAUCGAAAAAAUUUGCCAGUGUUGUGGAAGCUGCUGAAAGUAACGACCUUGCUGCUGCUAUUAGAAUUUGGAACGAAUACAACAAUGAUUUGAAAACAAAUUUUACAAUUUACUACAAAAGUACUGAUGGUGUAUAG
Molecule: messenger RNA, 3585 nt
Organism: Candida dubliniensis CD36
Lineage: Eukaryota; Fungi; Ascomycota; Pichiomycetes; Serinales; Debaryomycetaceae
Gene: TIP120
Product: Tip120p
Exons: 1
Coding region: 1-3585 (1194 amino acids)
Biological process (GO): SCF complex assembly; protein ubiquitination
Cellular component (GO): nucleus
Molecular function (GO): protein binding
Source: RefSeq, a predicted model, not a curated record